AUGAAAGUCUUCACUGGAGAUAGUAUUGGUCUUUUAAAAGGGAUAUGUUUGGAAAAGAAGAGGGUAGUGUCUACCUGGAGGAACUUGAAUCGUCAGAAAGCCAUUGAAAAAUUAUCUUGGGGAAACGUUAACGAACAAAAAGAAAUUUUAGUUGCCACAUCAGACAAAACGGUUGAAAUAAUUGACGUCGAAGAUGGUAAUGUAGUUUCAACUUUGAAAGAUUAUACACAUAAUGGAAACUUUAUAUCUAUAGAGGGAAUAGAAAGUUACAUUGUUACAGCCUCAAGUGAUGGUGUUAUCCGCUAUGUAAACUAUGCUCCUGACGAAAGCAAGGAAACUUGUAAAAAAAAUUUUAAUGCCUCGGUGUCUUGUGUGCAUACCAGUCCGGCUAAUAAAUCUAUUAUUGCCAUAGGAGGUAGGGAGUUUGAUCUUCAUCUAUACGACCUAACUUCUGAUAAGCCAUUAUUUAAAGCGAAAAACAUCUCUAACGAUUCGGUGGAUUUAAGAUGUCCUGUUUGGGUAAAUCGGUUAAUUUUUUUAAAUGAUUCUGGUUAUCAUGUGGCUGUAGGCACAGGAUAUCAUGAAAUCCGAAGGUAUGAUACACGCGCUCAGAGGAAGCCUGUGCAACGCGUAAACUUUGGAGAUCUCCCCAUUACGGCUAUUUCUAAGCUAUCUGAAGAUAAAAUCAUCGCUGGUAACAGCGGAGGCUACAUGAGAACUGUUGAAUUUCGGUCAAAAUCAAAAGUGCUAUUAACAACAAGAUUUAGAGGUUCUUUGGGAUCAAUUCGUGCUAUAGCAAAGCAUCCCGAGCUCCCUUACGUAGUCUCCGCAGGAUUAGAUCGUCACUUGAGCUUAUAUAGUCAAGCGAACGGACGCCCUUUAGAAAGAAUUUACUUGAAGCAAAGAUUGAACGAUAUUCUGUUUAGUAGUGAAGGCCGGCUUUUAGUUGAAAGCAAUGGUGGACCAGAAGAACUUUUACAGAAAACUUUUGAGGAAGAAGAGAGAGAGGAGCUAUGGAAUUCUAUGGAAAAAUUAGUUGACGCAGCACAAGCUUAGCUAUUUUAGUGCAGGCGCUAUAAUAUUACUACUUCACUAAUUUCUUUUAUAUAGAAAUUGUUUAAAGCAAGCUAACUG
Zophobas morio is the source of this 1134-nucleotide messenger RNA. Its product is annotated as WD repeat-containing protein 74-like. Lineage: Eukaryota; Metazoa; Arthropoda; Insecta; Coleoptera; Tenebrionidae. The transcript is spliced from 11 exons. Gene Ontology annotation, molecular function: protein binding. The record is from RefSeq and is a predicted model, not a curated record. Gene Ontology annotation, biological process: ribosomal large subunit biogenesis. Gene Ontology annotation, cellular component: preribosome, large subunit precursor; nucleolus. Bases 1 to 1056 code for a protein of 351 amino acids.